CUAAAUUAUAUUUUCAGGAAAAAGAAACAUAACAAUGGGCUAAAUAUUAAAUAAUAUUAUUGUGUGAGAUUAAAAGAACAAUUAUGAAGAUUUUCUUGUAUUUAUUUAUUUUGACGACUCCGUGUCUGUGCUUGGAGUUGAAAUGUGAGGCGAUCAAGGUGGAUGUGUGCAGCAGGUUGGGGUACAAGAGUACAGGGAUGCCUAAUAUCAUGGGACACCAAACACAGGGAUCUGCGCAGGCGGGGUUGGAAACCUUCUUCCCCCUGAUAAAAUACAAUUGUUCUCCUGAUCUUCUAUUCUUCCUCUGCUCUGUUCAUGUCCCUAUGUGUGUAGCACUACCACCCACUCCUACAUCAGUUCUACCACAAAAUCAGCUUAUAGGUAUAUAGCCCCCCCCCUGAACA
Messenger RNA from Eurytemora carolleeae, 404 nucleotides. Its product is annotated as frizzled-4. Bases 84 to 389 code for a protein of 101 amino acids. The transcript is spliced from 2 exons. Gene Ontology annotation, biological process: non-canonical Wnt signaling pathway; canonical Wnt signaling pathway. The record is from RefSeq and is a predicted model, not a curated record. Gene Ontology annotation, cellular component: plasma membrane. Gene Ontology annotation, molecular function: Wnt-protein binding; Wnt receptor activity. Lineage: Eukaryota; Metazoa; Arthropoda; Copepoda; Calanoida; Temoridae.